Nymphaea colorata (pocket water lily) is the source of this 855-nucleotide messenger RNA. RefSeq names its product rac-like GTP-binding protein RAC2. NCBI's taxonomy places the organism in Eukaryota, Viridiplantae, Streptophyta, Magnoliopsida, Nymphaeales, Nymphaeaceae. Gene Ontology annotation, biological process: regulation of actin cytoskeleton organization; establishment or maintenance of cell polarity; small GTPase-mediated signal transduction. Gene Ontology annotation, molecular function: GTPase activity; protein kinase binding; GTP binding. The transcript has 7 exons. Gene Ontology annotation, cellular component: cell cortex; cytoplasmic vesicle; cell projection. The coding region runs from base 100 to 690 and encodes 196 amino acids. The record is from RefSeq and is a predicted model, not a curated record.
AAAUUCAAACCAUACAUCAUCUUACUUUCAAUACUUAAAGAGUGGAUCCGUUUGCCAAAGAAGAAGAAGAAAAAGAAAAAGAAGAAGAAAGAGGCUAGAAUGAGUACAGCAAGGUUUAUCAAAUGUGUCACAGUGGGUGAUGGUGCAGUCGGCAAGACAUGUAUGCUCAUAUCUUACACUAGCAAUACUUUUCCGACGGAUUAUGUGCCAACGGUGUUCGAUAACUUCAGUGCAAAUGUUAUUGUGGAUGGAAGCACCGUGAAUCUCGGACUUUGGGAUACUGCCGGCCAAGAAGACUACAACAGGUUGAGGCCUUUGAGCUAUAGAGGUGCUGAUGUCUUCCUGCUUGCCUUCUCCCUCAUCAGUAGAGCUAGCUAUGAGAACAUCCAUAAGAAGUGGGUACCAGAGCUGAGGCACUAUUCUCCUUCCGUUCCAAUCGUCCUUGUGGGUACAAAGAUGGAUUUGCGAGACGACAAGCAGUUCUUCAUGGAUCACCCUGGCGCUACACCAAUCACCACUACACAGGGUGAAGAAUUGAAGCAGCUGAUAGGUGCUGCUGCUUACAUAGAAUGCAGCUCUAAGACUCAGCAGAAUGUAAAGGUUGUUUUUGACACUGCUAUCAAAGUGGUUUUGCGACCUCCUAAACAAAAGAAAAGAAGAAGAAAGCCAAGAUCCUGCGUUGUUCUUUGAUUCAUUUUGUCAUUAAGAUCGAAACCUGCCGGGCUUCUUAGCCUUUUCAUUUUCAUCUUUGGGUUCCUUCAUUUGGAUACUUCAACCUGCAGAAUGCAAGUUUAAAACUGCUUCAGGCGAGGAAGCUUGGCUUGUUCCAGUAUAUAAUUUGCGUUCCUUACUGAA